AGGAAAGGGCGGGCCUGGCGCCGCGCCCACGCUCGCUGCUGCUGCCUGGGACUCAGGACCCGGCCGCGCGGGAGCGGCGCCGCGCCGGGCCACCAUGAUCGCGCGCUCAAGCCGGUGAGCGCCCAGGGGAUGGACUGCGGCUCCGUGGCGGGCAGCAGGCCGAAGCGCUCGCCCGGCCGCCGGCGGCUCCUGCUCUUCCUGCCCGCCCGCCGCUGCGGAAGCCCGGCCGGCCGCGGGGUCCCGGCCCUGGCCGCGCCGCCCGGGGGGCUGGGGGCGCUGCGUUCCCGCGCCCCGGGGGCCCGCGCCUCUCCGCUGCUCCUGCUCCUGCUCGUGCCCGCCCCGCGCCUGGCCGCCGCCGCCCCGCGCCGGCCGCUCGCGGACUGGGAGCGCUCGUGCGCCGCGCCCUGCGCUUCCCCGGCCCGGCGCGGCGGCGCGGGGAGCUGCCCAUCGAGCCUCGGGCCGCGCGUCCCCGGGGCCGCCAGUGCCCUCCGCCUGCGCCGCGGCCCGGCGGCCGGCCUCGCUGCCUUCCGGAGAGAGCUGAGCGUCUCCGCAGGGCGCGGGCAGCUGGACCACAAGAGGGCAGAUUUCGCCUCUUCCGGGAGUAGGAAGCUCUACUUUGACACCCACGCCUUAGUGUGCCUCCUCGAAGAAAAUGGGUUUACUACUCAGCAAGCGGAAAUCAUUGUGUCUGCACUGGUCAAGAUCGUGGAAGCCAACAUGAGUAUCGUCUACAAAGAUAUGGUCACCAAGAUGCAGCAGGAGAUCACUCUUCAGCAAAUAAUGUCUCAGAUCGCUAAUGUGAAGAAAGAUAUGAUUAUUUUGGAGAAGAGUGAAUUUUCAGCCCUCCGAGCAGAAAAUGAGAAAAUAAAACUUGAACUGCAUCGGUUAAAACAACAAAUGAUGGAUGAAGUGGUCAAAGUCCGAACAGAUACCAAAUUAGACUUCAAUCUGGAAAAGAGCAGAGUAAAAGAAUUGUAUUCAUUGAACGAAAGGAAGCUGCUAGAAAUGAGGACAGAAAUGGUGGCAUUGCAUGCCCAGCAAGACCGGGCCGUCACCCAGACAGACAGGAAGAUAGACACUGAGGUUGCUGGCCUUAAAACCAUGCUCGAGUCGCACAAGCUCGAUAAUAUUAAAUAUUUAGCAGGCUCUGUAUUCACGUGCCUGACAGUAGCUCUGGGAUUUUAUCGCCUGUGGAUAUAAUAAAGCGUGUAUUUAAGGAAGUCUCUAUUGUUUGGCCUUAAGAAUUCCACAUUGUUGUGCUUUUUUUUUUUCUCAUUUCAAAUUUUAACCUUGAUUUUGAUAAAUGCAUGUUAUUUAUUUUAUGCAAAUUAUGGACAUAGAACCAGAGCAAAGAAGUCAGGAAUGUCAUAACGGCUCCUCCAUCUUUUCUGUUGGGUUGACUUUGUAACGCUGAGUGGUGGUGGGCAAAGCCGGGAGACCACUCAGCUGGACCAGUGAACUUGCUCUCACCUGUGGGGCGUACCAAGAGUAAAUAUUUGUAUAAUUCUCGACACUUUCAAAUCUUUUGUCACACAGGAUUUGGGGUCUCCAUUAAAAGGCACAAUGUCUUUACUAAGAAUCAUUGACAGCAAAGCAAGAAUACCAAAUCCUCUUUAUCUAGUGACCCAGUCCAUAACGUCAGCCAGCCCGUGUUAGAGUACACUCAUGCGCCGACAGACCGCAUAUACGACAGCGGCCCCAUAAGAUUGGUGCCAUAUAGCCUAGGUGUGUAGUAGAUUAUACCAUGUAGGCUUGUUUAAGUGCACGCUAUGAUUGUCGCACAGCGAGGAAAUCCCCUAACAACGCAUUUCUCAGACGGUGUCCCGUUAAGUUAAGCGAUGCAUGACUGUAUUGUUUUGACCGGAGUUGAUUGAUAUGUUAAUGACACAGCUGUACUUUACACCCAAAGGAGACUUUUUUCUUUUAAUUUCCAUUAUCUUAGUAAGUUCUCGUUAUGGUUAUUUGUAUGUGCCCUCAAGCUAGAAAAUCUUGUUGCCUAAUGAAGUGUUGUAAUUGUGAUGGGAACUCUCUCUCACCUCUUAGAUGCUGGAUUUCCCUCCCUGCCUCUUGCUUCAUCCCUGUUCCUCUCCCUUGUGGUCUGAGAGCUCUAAUAAUGCUCCACGUGUGGCAUUAUUUGCCUAGAAACUUGCUAACUCUUGGCGUGGAGCUCUUCGCCAGUCUGGGGACAGGGUCUGCUUCCUUCUGGUCUUCACCUGCUUUUUAUACAAGGGAGGCACUCAGUUUCCCCUCUCUAGUGAUAUCUAGAUAUCUAGGUAGUGUGCAAGGUUUUUGGAAAUGAAAGUUGGGUCUUUAAUGAAACUUGUGUCUUUGCCCCUUACAGGCUCAGGUCAUAGGCUUAGAGAACUGUCAUGCCAGGUUAUCGUCCUAAUAAUCUAAGUUGGCUUCUUUGGUUGUUAAAGGCAUUCUCAUACCUACCUUACCUCUAUAUUUAAAACAAGUAAAUUCCUGGGCACAACUGGGGUUAUUUUGGGGAAGCACAUUUGUACCUUAUUUGAAUAACUGGCACCUGGAAGAAAAUAAGCAGUGAUGACAUUGGUGGCCCUUUUCAGUCUUUCUCUGCAUGCGCACAUGUGCACAUAAUCUGGUACAGUGGAGAAACCACAUAGAGACUUCUUGAUCAAACUGGUAGAAUAAUUUACCCACUGUCCGUGUUCCAACCAAGGGUAAAUCCAAUAAGGAAUCUCCAAGAGGAGAAAGUACCAUAUGCAAUUAAGUUGCAAAGCAAAGUGAAGUGAACUUACUUCCUGAUAAAAUAUUUUUUAAAUAACAUUCAGCGGGGUGACAUUCUUUCCUCUGCCGAAAGUAUGCCAAAUGACAUUCUUCCUGGUGAUUGUGGGCUGCACCAGGCUGUCACUUAAUUUGGGCCCUUGCUUUUGCUGUAGAGUUCUUCCCAGUACAGAAUAGCCUUUUUUCUUUUUUAGCCUUGGGAACAAUGAACUCUCCUUUUGAUGGUGUGGAUUGCACACAUGUAUGGAGGAUGGGCGGGCUCAGGACUGUGUUCCCUUUAUUUAGUCAAAUGUAUUCUAUUUGAGAAGCAUAUGAGCUAAAAAUACAAGUGCACCUUCCCCCUGCUGGCCCAGCCGCCUGAACAGUGUGAGCGUGCUGUGACCAGACAGGAUGACAGCGUCCUGGCUUAGAAGGACUCCCGUCACUUUAGGAAAUGAGGCAUUAGCACUCAGAAGGGAGAGGUGCCUGGCAGAAUUUCAGAUAGCCUAUGUCUGGCACAAGGGAAGUGAACCAUAGCUAGACCCUGAAGACGUGCCCCCCUAGACACAGGCGCCAAAGCAGAUGUCAGAUACACAGCCUCUCUGUGUUUCUUUCUCACACACUAAUCUCUCCAUUCUUCGAGGGCCCCUCUGCAUUCCUUUCCUCUCCCUUCCGCUGCCCUCAAGAGCCUAAACUCUAAUUCCAGUCCUUUCCUUCUCCAUAAAUAAGCAAAACUUGUUGGCAUGUAUGGUUCUUCACAGGAAAUGGAUUUUGAUUUGUGUGCUUGCCUCCCUCCUUCAGCUGGAUUUCUAGUUUAGUAUCUAACAAGACUCAAUCGGAAUGGAUUCAUUUUUUCCCUUAAGUGUGCCAAGUGCCUCUGUUGAGAAGUCACAAGCUCAAGAAGAAAGGCUUGACUCAAACCAGACAUCUUGCUUGAAUUUGUCUCUGAAACACUUGAAAAAGAAAACCCUGAGCCUCAGCGAGCACGUCCCUGCCUGGGUCGUCGGCUCGGCUUCUGCUUGCCCCCUUGUAGCUGUACUUAGUGACAUGAACUUCCCUCUUAUGUCCUAGUCUCCUCCCUUCCAGCCUCUGUGCCUGUUAAGCAACCGGGCCAGCCCCGGCAAGCGUCUCUGUUCCUCUCCCCUGCUCUCCUGUGUUGAUGUGGUUGGCGUCAUUUCUGAGUAAAUACCGUAUAGACGGUACUGCAGGACUCACUCAAGGUCUGCAAACCCUUGGCUUUAACAUACAUUUGUUAAAUUUGUUGUGGCUUUUCUGACCCGAAAGCAAAAAACAUGUUAACCAGACAUAAUUUAUUCUUUAUGUAUAUAAAAUGUUUGAGAUAGCCUUUUAUUGGAAUUUUAUUUGGAAAAUAUGUAUCUUUCUACAGAUUUACACUUUUAUGUUCCUCUGAUAAUAAACCAAGUCAUUUCUUAACCCUUUUAUUACUUAAGCAAAUAUUCAAUGACAUGUUUUUUAUGAUAGAGUAGGUAUCAUAUUUUUGUCUAAAAUAAAAGUACUUAAUUCUAUUUGACUAAUACACUUUUCUAAUCAUUCCAAUGGAACAUGAAAAAUUAGAACAACUGCGUACACUGUAUUUCAACUGUUACUCCCUCCAUUUGUAUGUGAUAACACUGGUGUAUUAUAAGAAAAUCUAAUACUUAAAAAUUUGGAUUUACACAGAAGAUACAUUUGAAUGUAAUUAUUUGAUUUACGAAAUAAAUUUUUAUAAUCCAAAACAA
Messenger RNA from Equus caballus (horse), 4466 nucleotides. RefSeq names its product mitochondrial calcium uniporter regulator 1 (gene MCUR1). Gene Ontology annotation, cellular component: mitochondrial inner membrane; mitochondrion. Gene Ontology annotation, biological process: calcium import into the mitochondrion; positive regulation of mitochondrial calcium ion concentration. The record is from RefSeq and is a predicted model, not a curated record. NCBI's taxonomy places the organism in Eukaryota, Metazoa, Chordata, Mammalia, Perissodactyla, Equidae.